Erpetoichthys calabaricus (reedfish) is the source of this 1005-nucleotide messenger RNA. RefSeq names its product odontogenic, ameloblast associated (gene odam). The coding region runs from base 51 to 791 and encodes 246 amino acids. The transcript is spliced from 10 exons. Lineage: Eukaryota; Metazoa; Chordata; Cladistia; Polypteriformes; Polypteridae. The record is from RefSeq and is a predicted model, not a curated record.
UCUUGAAACAGCAAGAAGCUCAUCCUGCAGCCAAAGAACACUUCACAUCCAUGGAGCUCAUUGUGGUGGUCCUCAGUCUCGUGGGCGCUGGCCACGCAUUGCCGGUGCCGCGUCUGCUUGGAUUGUCUGCGAGCAACAGCAACGAGCUUCUGCGUCUGCCUGGACUCUCGUACAAUGGACUUGCAUUUGGGCAGCAGCAGCAGCAGCAGCAGCCUCUGCCCUUUGUCCCCCCAUUUGUUUUCCAGCCCCAGCAGAUUGAUAUGGCGCUUCCUCCUCAAUUGUCCCGCACCCCUCAAAUAGGCGUUUCUGGCCAGGGGUCCGUGCAGCCAACAGGUUCCCUGCCAUCUCAGGUCCUUCUGCCCCCUCAAGUUUUUGUUCCUUCUCAGAGUGGCGUCCCCCCACAGGUGCUCCUCCCUGCAGCUCAAGGUGACCAGACAGCCAUCUCUGUACCACAGCAGCCCCUGUACCCACAGGAGCCCGGUGUCCCUUUGCAGCCGAACCAGGUGUUGCCAUCAUACUAUCCAUCCUUUGUGUUCCCCCAACAAGCAGGAGGACAGGUGAGUCCCUUCUUCAUUGCCUAUGGGUACCCAUCUCAGAAACAGCCAGCAGUCCAGCAGCUGCCACUGAACCCAAACCAGCAGCCUAUGGAGCCGGCGGUGCUCAGGCCACAGCAGUUCAUGCAGGACAAGAUGCUGACGAUUGGAGGCACCGCUAAGCCAUCGGCACUUGAAGGAGUCCGUGCUGUGCCAGAUGAGACUCUGCCAAGCUUUCUGCUCCCUUUCCAGCCGUAGGAGAGCCCCGGAUGUGCAGAUUUUCCUGCAGCCUGAAAUAUGAAGUGCCAUUCAUACAAACUGAAGAACUGAAGAAAGGUGACGACUCUCAAGCAACACAUUUGGAACUAAACCUGCCAUGAUGGACAUGAGCUUCUUACAACUGUCCAAUAAUCUGACUUUUGUUUGUCAUUUGUUGUUUUAUUUCACCAAAUAAAAUAAUAUACACACUCAA